This is a messenger RNA of Umbelopsis ramanniana AG, 932 nucleotides long. RefSeq lists its product as uncharacterized. The record is from RefSeq and is a predicted model, not a curated record. Gene Ontology annotation, cellular component: ribonucleoprotein complex. Bases 19 to 816 code for a protein of 265 amino acids. Lineage: Eukaryota; Fungi; Mucoromycota; Umbelopsidomycetes; Umbelopsidales; Umbelopsidaceae. The transcript has 2 exons. Gene Ontology annotation, biological process: ribosome biogenesis.
CUUUCUCUUAUUUUCGCAAUGCCCCCGGCUAAGAAGUCUACUGGCAAGAAGGUUGCUCCCGCUCCCUACCCCGUCAAGGGUAAGCAAACUACCAAGGCUCCCGCUAACCCUCUCAUUGAGAAGCGUAGCCGCAACUUUGGUGUCGGUCAAGACAUUCAGCCCAAGCGCGAUCUUUCCCGUUUCGUCAAGUGGCCCGAGUAUGUCCGUCUUCAACGCCAAAAGAAGAUCUUGAACCAGCGCCUCAAGGUUCCUCCUUCCAUCAACCAGUUCACCAAGGUUUUGGACAAGAACACUGCUACCCAGCUCUUCAAGCUUGCUGCCAAGUACAGACCCGAGACCACUGCUGAGAAGAAGGAGCGUCUCCGUGCUGCUGCUGCUGCCAAGGCUGAGGGUAAGAAGGUUGAAACCGAGAAGCCCACUGUCGUCAAGUACGGUUUGAACCACAUCGUUGCUUUGAUCGAGGCCAAGAAGGCUCAACUCGUUGUCAUUGCUGAUGAUGUCGAUCCCAUCGAACUCGUCCUCUACUUGCCCGCUCUCUGCCGCAAGAUGGACAUCCCUUACUGCAUUGUCAAGGGCAAGGCUCGUCUCGGAACUCUCGUCCACAAGAAGACCGCCACUGCUUUUGCCUUCACUGAAGUCAAGGAUGCUGACAAGUCUGAGCUCUCUGCUGUUGUCUCUGCCAUCAAGUCCAACUACAACGAGAAGUUCGAGGAGCACCGUCGCCAAUGGGGUGGUGGUCUCCGUGGCCCCAAGUCUGAGGCCAUGAUGGGCAAGCGUGCUGCUCUCGCUGCCAAGGAGAUUGCUGCUCGUCAGUAAAAAUCUCGCAAAUUUUUCACACUGCAACCCUCAACCCAACAUUUUGAAAAAAAGUUCCUAAUAAAUGAAUAAAUUGUUCAUUUUUCUGCGGAUACAUAGUUUGGUGCAUGGAGUUA